Erpetoichthys calabaricus (reedfish) is the source of this 1577-nucleotide messenger RNA. RefSeq names its product family with sequence similarity 221 member A (gene fam221a). Bases 192 to 1109 code for a protein of 305 amino acids. Lineage: Eukaryota; Metazoa; Chordata; Cladistia; Polypteriformes; Polypteridae. The record is from RefSeq and is a predicted model, not a curated record. The transcript has 7 exons.
AAAUGAGUCCCGAAGCCUUCAUCUCUUAUCUCGUUAUUUCGUGGCGCCACUAACCGCGUCGCCUAGCAACGCCACCACAACUCUCACCGGGUAGCUUGACAGCUGGGACUUUGAGGCCAAGCCGAGUCAAGAGGACCGGGGAUCAGGAAGCACCCGUGCUGUUUAAUGGUCUGAUACGUCCUGCGUUUACAAUGCAAAGGAUAGGCCUCAGCAGUGAUGCGGCAACAGCAGUAGACGAAUACCUGCUCUACAGGAGGAUUGUAGGGGAGGAUGAUGGGGGAAAGCUAUUUACUCCUGAAGAAUAUGAAGAGUACAAGAAGAAAGUAUUACCAGCUCGACUGAUGAAUAGAUUGUAUGUUUCCUGGGGUGUUCCAUCAGGAAUGGAUUGUAAACUUGUUGGACCAGAGACACCCUGCUUCUGCAAUCACAGAUACAAACAGCAUAAAACUGACUUUGAAGAGAUUCCAAAAGAUCGUCCAGUUUUGCUUCCUUGCCGGGUGCGAGGUUGUCAGUGUGCGUCUUACAUCUUCGUGCCACAAAAUGGUUCACAGACAGUACGAUGUAGGUGUAAGCACUUUCCUCAUGAACACAGUGAGACAGGAGGCUACAAAUGCAAAAAAUGUUCAAAUUGCACUGGAUUUCAUAGCCCAUUUACUUGUGGUUGUGGCCAACCUGCCUCUGCUCAUGAGACACUUAUUGAGACGAGAGAAGAACGUUUGGCUCGUGGCAGACCGGUGGGCAAAAGUGUUCCUUAUGCUGCAAUGGGUGGACUGACAGGGUUCAGCUCUUUGGCUGAAGGAUACAUGAGACUUGAUGACAGUGGCGUUGGAGCCCCAUCCAUGGACCUUCUUGACACACCAGGAGGAGCUAUAGACAACAUGUUCAUUCAGACGUUUAAUGGACAGAAUCCUCUUACAUGUGAAGGUAAAAACUUAGAUACAAAGGCACAGGAAACUGUCUGCAGGCGUAUAUCUGAAGAAGAAGAUAUGGCUUUCUUUGAAAGACGAUACCAAGAAAGGCUGAAAAUGGAGAAAAUGGCAAAACAGCAAAAGGCUUCUAAUUUCAAAGGAAAAUUGCCUAACAGAGUUACUUCUCAGCCAAAGAAGUAAAUUUUAUUAAACUUCCCAAGAUGGAUAUGAAGUCUGCUUUUAUUUCCAUUUGAAGAAUAAUUAAUUUGCUGUUUACUCAACAACUUUGACAUUAGUUUUCAUUUUGUGAUAUUUUGCUUCUUGAUAUCCCUUGGUAAUUUCAAUUUCCCUCACCGUAAUUUUCUUGUUCACAAAGUACAUAAAAUAAAACCUGUUUAGUAUUUUUCUAUGGGAAGCAUUUUCAUAUUUUCAUUUUAGAUGUGUUUAUAGCUAAGACAACUUUUUAGAAACAGUUUCACAGGGAAGAAGUUGGAUUGGUAUUCUUGAAUAUCAUCGGUUACACUUAAUAUGUUUGCCCAUUUAACCAUUUAUUUAAACCCUUUUUCUAUGUUAAUUUAAUUUCAUAUUGUUUUCUUGCCAGAACUAUUUGUGGUAAUAAUAAUAAUAUUAUCAAGAACCCUAAUAAAUGUGUACUGUUUAAAAUUGUAA